AGAAGACUGGUCUUUGACAAUAACAAAAUAGUGUCCAGUGGCUUUAAAGCAAUAAACCAUUUUUAAAAUACAAAUGAAUGAGAAUGAAAUAAAUAGCCUAGUAAGCGAAAUGGGUCUGGAAAAGUUUUAAAUUCAAUGAAUGAAAUAGCACUCGUGAGAAGUAAGGAAGAUUGUUCCAAAGGUUUGGAGCAACUGAAUACAUACCUCUGGAAGAUGAAGUGUAUCUGGUUAGAGUUACACUAUGCAAAGUGGGAUACACUUAAAUGUUGUUCACACGGCAGCCAUUUUAACCUUGUAUAAUUUUAGAAUGGUUGUAAGUGGAAUGUUUGACAAGAUUUUGCAAGAGGACAGUAGAAGCAAAUUAUUGUCCUUUCACAUGGAGGUACAUGUUGUAAAAUGUUACAGCCUGCUAUAAUUUAGCAAGGGAACCUUGCGAAGUUGCUCUCGUGUGAAAGCGGCUUUAAUACGAAGCAUCACAAUCAAUAUUGCAAUUUUCCUACACAAUGACAAUGCAGUCGUGCGGAAGUUUAUGACAUAUCACACGCCAAACCAGUCCUCAAUAAAUGCUUACACAGACAACUCGUUGAACUAUGACCAUGCUCAAGUUCAUGACAUUUUGUACAUUGUGUAUGCAUAAUGAUUGGUUCACUAGGAGACGCCAUUGCUGUGUGACAACAUUAUACAUUGAGUGGUUUCAGCUCUCGCUGUUGGAGAGGGAUUAUCAAGUAUUUCGUCUGUGAAAAAAAAAGAACUACGAGAACAGAAGACGUCCCGAGGUCGGCAUCGCUGCGAUCAUGGACCGUCCAUCGAGCCCAGCGGACGGCGGCGAGCGCUCUCUGAGACUCAUCAAGCCAUACUACGAGCUCUUAAACGAUUUAAGCAAAGAUGUGGAUGAAGACUAUUUGCAGGAGUUGUGUACUCUCAGUCAAAGUCUUAAUAUACCAGAUGAGAAGUUCGAAUGUGACACACCUUUGGAACUGUUUCGGAAAUUGGAUAAAUAUGGAAGCAUUGGAGAAGACAAAACAGGAUUUCUGAAGGAGAUUUUGCAGGCGGCAAGCCAUAAUCCAGGCGUAGAAAUGGUUGAGUGGUAUGAGAAAGAAAGGCAAGAACAUCUUGAGAGUGUGGCAGCUCUGCUCAAAGAAAACGAUCCAUUAUUUGUGGGACGUACGGCGUUUGUGCGAAAGAUCCUGGAAGUAUUUCAAGACAGCCACUCGACCGGGUGCCGCUGUGUUUUGGUCUACGGGCUGGCCGGUACGGGAAAGACCAAACUGGCAGUGGAGAGUUGCGCCCUGUACAAGAAGCAGCAGACAGGCUCAUUGACACGACUUGUCAAAGUAAACCUCCACAAAGCAACGAGUAACAGCGAAGUUUGGCUGUGGACAUUCAGAAGUCUAACCGGAAAGCAAAUUUCCUUCAAUCAGUUUGAGAUCUCCCUCUUCAAAGACUGGGUUUUGAAUUGUGAACAAGAUACAAUUGUAUAUCUGGACAACGCAGACGCCAUUUUGAAUUCCUCGUCAGGCAGCAAGAAAGAAUUCAUCCGAACCUUAUCAGACAUUUUGAGUUUAAAGAACAGUCUGGUCAAAAUCCUCAUCACUUCCCGCCAUCCAGUCGACGUCAAGGGCCCCUCCGAUAUCCCGCACUUCGCAGAAAUAAAACUCGAGCCCUUAACCGAAAAAGAGUCCACCGUCUUACUCAGAAAAAUGGUGACGCGAGACACCGACAGUGGGGCACCCAUCACAGACGAGUCUUCCCUUGUGGAGAUUGCAAGGUUGUGCGGCUGGAACCCACAAGCUUUACGUGCCGUGGCGAGCCGCCUAAGGUCUAAUUUUAAACCCAAAGAGUUAGCCGAGCACCUGAAGAGAUUCGAGCUUAUUGAAAGAGUUCUUGAACCGGGUUUCAUGUCAGCAAGUGCAACAUUUCAAGGUAUCGAAGAGGGCCAACAGAUGGUUCUUAAGUCACUGAACGCAAUGUUUGAGCAGCUUGAAGAACCCCUAAAGAGGGCGCUGUUGAAGUUGACCGUCUUUCCAGCUUCAUUUACUUCCAAGCAAGCGGCUACUAUCUUAGAUCAUGAAGAUGCGAAAGCCAAAUACGACUUAGAUGAUUUGGAGACACUGAGCCUUGUCGAGAAAGAUCAGCUGGGUGUCUUCGAAACUGGGAGGGUUGGCAAUGAGCCUUGUCAUUACGUUCACCCACUGGUUCGAUUCGUAUGCCUGACGAAAGUACAGUCCAGUCAAGCAGACAGAGAUGAUUACGAAGUCGCACUGCGUCGAUUCAUCGAGUUCGUGAAUGGACUGAUGAAAACCCUGACCAAGUUGGGACAUCGAGACUUCCCGAAAGCCCAGGCCGAGUAUGAACAGAAUACGACCAACGUGUUACACUUUCUUGAGAUUGACAUGGGCAGAAAGUUUGAUUCAAAAUCAACUGGUGGCCAGCAAGAUUUGCAGGAAUCUCUGCCACGCCCGAAUACCCGAGAAGAACUGUACAGCAUGUUACAAACCUUCUUAGACCCGAUGAAACGGUUGGAAUAUUAUGACAUCAAAAGUGAGCAGAUGCUUGCUGAAAACGAAGUGGUAGGCUGGGCGUACUUUAAAGGUUGGGUCGGUGAUGAGCAAGUAACAUUAGCUCAAUACUCCAACGCCUUGAAGACCAUUGAGGAGCCUUUAAGACGUGUGAGAAGCUUUACGUUGACGGUCGACAGUGAACGAGCCAAGGCCAAAUUGCUUUACGUCAAGGGCCGCAUCUGUUCCGAAAAUGAGGAGUUUUCAGAAGCUGUCGCCUUGCUAGAGGAAGCCCUCUCGAUACACCAGCAUCUUCUCGGAGCUCAUACAGUCACGGCUCGAUGUCUUAACGCUCUCGGUCACGCCUACUACAACGAGGCGGAGGAGAGCCGGGUGGAGACGGGUGCCAAGGCACUGGAGUACCACCAGAAGGCAUGGGACAUGCUGAGGAAGAUUACGAAUGGCCACCCGAAGAAGCACUUCGAUGCACCGGAGUACCUCCUGAAUAUAGGGGCUAGUUAUCACCUGGCGGGGAAGAACAGUUGCCAUGAGAAGAAAGCUAAUGAGCUUUUCAGACGUGCUAUUAAGACGUAUGAAGAAGCACUGGAGCUUGCCGAGUCACUCAAGCUUAUGAAACUACCCAGUACUGCCUACAUGUUGAAGAACAUUGCUAUGAGCUACUAUGAGAUGGGGGAAUACGAGAAGGCAUUACCAAGGGCAACAGAAGCAGGUCAGAUCAGAGAGGCGACGUGUAGCUUACAUCCCGCAACAGCACGCAAUCUGUACUUCAUUGGUACUCUACACGAAAAAAUAGGAGACCAACUCAGUAAAGCAGGCAAGACACGGGAGUCCGGCGAUCAUCUUCUCGAGGGGUUGGAGUACUUCAAGAAGGCCCUUGACGUGGAAUUCAAGCUCGAGAAACACAGCACAGAGUAUUUCUACCUGAAGAAAGACACCAUUGAACUGAUGGAAACACUUCACAUGGAUAAGGACAUUGAAAAAUACCGCUUAAGGUUUCAGCGAGAAGACGAAAAGGCCGGCUGUUCUACACAUGAACAAACCUCGACUUCUAACUAUGAGGAUACAGUCGAGGUAUCAAUGCACCAUCAUCUUAUUGGGACUGAUGAUGCAGACUCACAAGGAGACGACGCUGGUGCAUCCAAGACACGAAAAAGGAAGACACCAGGACCUGUGAUGUUAGAGGAGAGCCCGAACAAAAUUUGUAAAUGCUGCUGAGUGAUCUGCGCUUCCAGGAUGGUGCCGCACUACAUCAUAUAGUCCACUCCUGAAUGCCAACAUUGAAUUAUUGUUUGUUAUACUUAAAAAAUAAAAAUAAAAUUAUGCAAGUUCGCCCCAUAC
Molecule: messenger RNA, 3857 nt
Organism: Asterias rubens (European starfish)
Lineage: Eukaryota; Metazoa; Echinodermata; Asteroidea; Forcipulatida; Asteriidae
Exons: 11
Coding region: 795-3734 (979 amino acids)
Biological process (GO): regulation of apoptotic process
Molecular function (GO): ATP hydrolysis activity; protein binding
Source: RefSeq, a predicted model, not a curated record